AUGUUUGAUUUCGCAAUUGAGAGGGCGAAAGAGUUGGAUGGUCAUUUUGCCAAAACCGGAAAGGUGAUGGGUCCUUUGCAUGGUUUGCCCAUCAGUCUGAAAGACUCGUUCAAUGUCCCUGGAUUUGAUUCCACAAUCGGUUAUGUGUCAUUUAUUGAUAAUAACAAAACGAUCACACAGUUUUCUGAUUUUCCGCAAAGUCUGUGGGACAUGGGAGCUGUUUUUCAUGUGAAGACCAAUGUUCCCCAGACGCUGAUGACGACAGAGUCAACCAAUCAUGUGUGGGGCACUGUCCUGAACCCAAAUAAUAUUUCCCUCGGGGCAGGUGGUUCUUCAGGUGGUGAAGGAGCUUUGGCAAGAAUGAAGGGAUCCAUUGCUGGAAUUGGUACUGAUAUUGGAGGUUCCAUUAGAGUCCCAUCUGUUUGCAACGGGACUUAUGGUUUCAAACCCAGUUCGGGAAGACUUCCAUACGGCGGCCAGACCAACCAAAAUGAGAACGAUAUUACCAAAUUUGGAGUAGCAUGCUCUGCUGGUCCAAUGGCAAGUAAUUUCGAAGCGAUUGAGCUUAUUGUGGAAAGAGUUCUCAGAAACAAGCCCUACGACUAUGAUCCCGAGAUCAAAGUUGUGGAUUAUAACGAUGCAUUUUUGGAGUGGGAUGAUUCAAAAAAGCUCAAUAUAGGAUUUAUUCUGGAAGAUCCUCAAAUUCCAGUUUAUCCAAAUAUCAAAAGAUCUCUCACAGAGGCAGCUGCUUUGCUGAGCAAGGCCGGCCACAACGUUAUUCCCCUAACCUCCCAUCCCAGUAUCUAUGACGGCUGGUUCAACGCCAACCAACUUUUUUACUACGACAACUGCUGGGAUACCUGGAAGAACAUUGUUAUGGGCGGAGAACCUCCUUUGACCCUUUUAUCACAUUUUACAAUUCCUCCGUUCUCCUGGAGAACACUCAAGAAAUGGACUCGCAGAAGAGUCGAAUUAACCAGCGAAUGGCGUCAACUUUUCGUGGAAAAAAAACUUGACAUAAUACUUUGUCCUGGAUCACCAUCUAGUGCUGCUCCUCACAAUUGCUUUGGAAGAGCUCCAUAUCUCACCAAUUGGAACAACUGUGACUUCCCAGCCUGUAUCAUUCCAUUUGGAAAGCCACUUGAUUCUGACGAUAAGUUUGUUGACAUAGACACCACUUCUCCUCAGACCAAUAUCAAAUUGAUUCCAACCAAAAUUCCAUUUGAUCCAAUUAAGUUCAAAGGUGGAAUUGGUCAUGUCCAGAUCGUUGCAAGAGCAUAUGAGGAUGAGAAGUUGGUUGCAUGUGGAAAGAUUGUGAACCAAGUACUGCACCCACGAGGGUGA
Molecule: messenger RNA, 1344 nt
Organism: Kuraishia capsulata CBS 1993
Lineage: Eukaryota; Fungi; Ascomycota; Pichiomycetes; Pichiales; Pichiaceae
Exons: 1
Coding region: 1-1344 (447 amino acids)
Source: RefSeq, a predicted model, not a curated record